Molecule: messenger RNA, 3878 nt
Organism: Meriones unguiculatus (Mongolian gerbil)
Lineage: Eukaryota; Metazoa; Chordata; Mammalia; Rodentia; Muridae
Gene: Sack1c
Product: family with sequence similarity 83 member C
Exons: 4
Coding region: 142-2334 (730 amino acids)
Biological process (GO): epidermal growth factor receptor signaling pathway
Source: RefSeq, a predicted model, not a curated record
CACACCGCGGGGCCGGCAAGCUGGAGGCGGUGUCCUCCUCCUGUAGCAGCCGACGGUGGUGCCAGCCAUGGGGCCUCGGGUGGAGAGGGCCCGAGGUGGACGCAUACAUUCUGCGGUGUAGCGCCUGGAGGGACUCGGGGCAUGGCCGGACCCCUGCGGAGCCGGGUGGAGGAGCUGAAGCGGCCCUGGUGGAGGGAGAGCGCCCCCCUGGUGCUCCAGCACAGCGAGGCUGCAAGGCUGGCGACAGACGCCCUCCUGGAGCGGGGUGAGGCUGCCUACCUUCACGUCAUCUCUGAAGAGCGGGAGCUGCCCUUCCUGAGUGCCCUGGACGUGAACUACAUGAUCAGCCACGUGCGUGGGGCUCCCGAGCUCAGCGAGUCCCAGGGGUCAGAGACCUUAGGGCAGGACCGCCUCAGCAUGCUCUCCGAGGUUACCUCAGGCACCUACUUCCCCAUGGUUUCUGACUUAGACCCCCCAGAUCUGGACCUGGGCUGGCCCGAAGUGCCGCAGGCCACAGGGUUCGGCCCCACCCAGGCCGUGGUUCACUUCCAGCGGGACAAGGGCAAGAGCAUCAAGGACCUGCUGCGAUUCCUCUUCAGCCAGGCCCAGACGGUGGUGGCUGUGGUGAUGGACAUAUUCACUGACAUGGAACUGCUGUGUGACCUCAUGGAGGCCUCCAGCCGGCGUGGCGUGCCCGUCUACCUCCUUCUGGCUCAGGAGCACCUGAAGUACUUCCUGGAGAUGUGCCAUAAGAUGGACCUCAACGGGGGUCAUCUGGUGAACAUGCGUGUGCGGAGCACAUGUGGAGACACGUACUGCAGCAAGGCAGGCCGCCGGUUCACGGGGCAGGCCCUGGAGAAGUUUGUCAUCAUUGACUGUGAGCAGGUGGUGGCGGGCAGUUACAGCUUCACGUGGCUUUGCAGCCAGGCCCACACCAGCAUGGUCCUGCAGCUGAGGGGCCACAUCGUGGAAGACUUUGAUCGGGAGUUCCGAUGCCUGUACGCAGAGUCGCAGCCUGUGGAUGGCUUCUGCGGCAAUGAGGAUCCACUGCUUCCCCGGGUACCUCGGCCUCCCCCUGUGACCCUGGCCUUUGGACCCGGACUUCCGAGCGCUACAGGCUCCUCGCCCUCCUGUAACAGCCUCAGCAGCAUCAAGCACUCACCUCUUCUGGGCCGUUCUUCCUAUCUCGCUCUACCGGGAGGUGGUGGCUGUAGUGACAUGGGUAUAAGUUCCUCAUCCCCAGGUCCUGCCCACCACGAAGUUGGUGGCCAGCCAUCCCUGUACCGUCAGCUUUCAGAUCCUAACCAUAUCUCCUCUCCUGGACCCUACAGGGCCAACCUAAGCAAGCUGGGGGCAUCUCCAUGGUCCCAGUCCUCUCCUGCCCUCAACCACAGCAGUGCCAGUCCCUUGACCCUGACAGUGGGGUCACCUUUGCUCCCAUGUUCCCGCCCUCUCCUCCACCUUACUAGGGGGGUCCCAGCCCUGUCCCAGCUCCCAGAGAAUGGGUUCCUAGCAAGCCAAGAGCCUAGCCUGCCACGAGGCCGCUGGGUAACUGGCACAGCUCUGGAGACGGUGAAAGAGAAGAAGGCAUCUCUGAGCCAGAGCCACGAUCACCUGGAUCGCCUUGUCCCCUUCCCUAAAGCAGAAGCAGGAGGCCCCAGCUCUAGAGUACCCGCCAACUCAGAUUCCCUUCAGCGUGGCGAGCAGGCUCUAGAUGACAGGAGAUUGUCCCUGAGCCACAGUUACAGCCAGCUGGAUCUCCUGUCCCAAGGUCAUGGGGCCCCUGAGUCAGGGUCCCUCAGACCUGGUGAUCUGGGUCUAGAGGACAGGAAACUGUCCCUAAACCAGAGCCAUGGCCAAAUGGACCUCCUGCCACAAAACCCCAAGGCCCAGGCCUCUAAAAUAACUCCUGAUGCCAGUUCUUCAGCCAGGCUUGGCAAGGAGAGUCUAGAUGAACGGCGUCAGACCCUGGGCCACAGUCAGCUGGACCUCAUCACCAAGUUUGGGCCAUUCAGGAGUGAGGGGCCUGGGCCCAGUGGUCCCCCAGAACCAAGCCCAGUUCCCAUGGUGGGAGCUGGCUCUGCAGAUGAGAAGCGCCUGACUCUGGGCCACAGCAAACUGGACCUCAUCACCAAAUAUCAUCACUUACAGGGUCCCAGGCCCAGACCUGAGCCGGGCCUCAUGGCAGCUCCCAUCAGUGGCCAUCAAAAUGGUAGUAGCAAUGACCUGUUUGCACCUGAGAAACGGCUGACUUUAGGCCACAGCAAACUGGACCUCAUCACUAAGUACAACAAGUCCAAAUUCAAGCAGCUCCGAAGUCGCUUUGAGUCCUAGCCCUGCUCCGAGCAGGGACAAGGCCUCCCUCUGUCCAGAGUUGACGUGCUCAGCUUUCAGACUGGAGCAUGAGGGGUUGAAGCUGGGGUGCUGCCUAAAAAGGGAGGCAUCUAGCAGCACAGGCUAGAUACUCUUUUAUACACACACAUACGCAGAGAGAGAUACAAACAGAACCUAGAGUUACUGAGUGUUUUCUAUAUGUCAUUGGGGUGGACACUUCAUACCAGUUAUUCUCAUUCUCCAUCUUCUCUAGAUGGACCUCUUGUUGGCAUAUAGUUAUAUUAAGUAUUAUUCUUCAUUAUUCUUCCUGUUUUAAAAAGUCUUUGAAAUCAGAACAUUUAUUUUAUGGCUGGCUGAAAUCCUGAAGAUGAACGGGAUGCUUCAACAGCUGCCCUCUUGGGUGUUGUUCCUUCACGGAAUCUGUGAUGGAUAAAUUUAGGCGCCUCAUCCAUCCGGUCCCGGUAACAUUUUGUCUCUUAGCCUUGGCACUCCAGCUAUACUUCCGCUUGUACUUGGCAGGGCAGCCACAUUCACUAUAAGCCCACUUCCGACGGUGGUAGGCCUACCGUGGCAGCACCAGGAUGUGUGUCUUACUGUGACGCCUGCCAAAUGAUGAUGUUCCUUUUGUCACCUCACUUCAGUCGCAGAGGCCAAAUUGACCAGAAGAUAUCCCUCCCAUUUUAUAAGUAUGGGAGCUGAAGUCCAGAGUUUGGAUAGUGAAUUUGGAGGCGGAUCCAAGUAAAUGACCGGGUAGGAAGCUCUGCCAGGCUGGUGUUCUCUGGCUCAAAAUACCUUGUUUGCACAGACACAACACACAGUAUCUGCAGUUCCUGUGUUCCCUCGUACAUAUUAUACAGACACUACGAGGGUGCCUCAAACGCCUGUGCAGUACACACAGUGACUAGGCACACCCGUAGGUGCACACAGUGAGUGCGCAUAGCUCUGUGAUUCACUCAAACAACUUUAGUUGCAGCUACAAAAUCGAUCUUCUCUGCUUAAAUGAAUGGCCAUAAAAUACACACAUCCAGCACACACCACAGAACCGCCUUGAGGUUUAUGGUGUCCACACGCCUCCAUCCUAACUCUGCUCACCCAAAGCUGUGCUCACAGCCCUGCCCUGACCAUGCCAUAGAGCCAAAAGGUUACUGAGAUGCAGAUCCUGAGGGCUGCAGCUUAAAUGCAUAAACCAUGGAGAACAAAGACAGAGCUGUAUCAAUUGAGACGUGUACUAGGGACAGAGAGGGUCAUGGAAGAUGGUGGAGUGAUCAGGAAGUCUAUCAGAGAGAGGAUGACUUUAAGACAGGCCUACCAGAUGGAGGAGAGAGUUAGAAUUCUUGCUAGAGUAAGGCAGACGGAGAGAAGGCUUAAUGAGCAGGUCAGGGGUGGACUGGAGAAGGUACGCAGUGAAUGAAUGGACAGCUGGACGCAAAUACACAAGUCACCUUGCUGAAUGUCUCCUGAAGCUCAGGCUUUGGCUGGUCACGGGCCUUUGUCCUGAACGUACCACUGUGCAUGGUACAAAUCAAUAAAGGCCUUUAUGCUCA